Messenger RNA from Pimephales promelas (fathead minnow), 1646 nucleotides. The record is from RefSeq and is a predicted model, not a curated record. Lineage: Eukaryota; Metazoa; Chordata; Actinopteri; Cypriniformes; Leuciscidae.
UACAAUGCAAGUACAUCAGCUUAAAAUAAAGUGUAACCAACUAUUAUUUAUUAAAAGGAUCUAGCAUGCUCAUAUAUUUAUCAUAUUCUGUUUGUUUUUCCAGAGUCGUUUGAGUCUCUCUUCAAUAUAGGAGAGAUGAUUGGAUCCGGAGGAUUUGGCAGGGUGUUCAAGGGUACGCGGAAGUUUGAUGGCAAAAAGGUUGCCAUCAAAGAGAUCAACAAGAUAGACAACAAUCGUUAUCUUGUUAUUCCUGGGCAUCCCGAACCUCUGGUUACAGAAGUGGCGCUGCUGCUGCUGAUGAGGCAGGAACCCAGAAGCCCGUACAUCAUACAGCUGUACGAGUGGUUUGAACACCCUGAAAAAUUCACCCUCGUUAUGGAGUACCCUGAACCAUGCGAGAGCUUGCUGGAUUUCAUCAGACGUAACUCUACACUGCAUGAAACAACGGCUCGGGUCAUCAUGCGACAGGCGGUGCUGGCAGUACAACACUGCAUCGAGCGUGGCGUUUUUCAUAAUGACGUUCAUGCGGACAACUUCCUGUUGAUGAAAAACAAUUUAGAGGUCAAGCUCAUAGACUUUGGCUGCGGUCAGCUUCUUAGUAGUGACGGCUACGAGAGCAGUAAAUACCUCGGACUACCGGAUAGCUGCCCACCUGAAGCCUACACAGGACCGAGAUUCCACGCCAUUCCUACAAAUGUCUGGAGUCUUGGAGUGUUGUUAUACGAGAUGGUGAAUGCAUGUUCUCCGUUUUUCGGUAGAACGGAUAUCACACAAGGUGAAGUUAUAUUUGAGAACUCCAAUUUAUCCAAAGAAUGCAGAGAUCUGAUUAUCCAGUGCCUAACAAAGGAUCCAAAUAAACGGCCGACGUUAGAGCAGAUGCUACAACAUGAAUGGAUUAGAAAUGAUCUUCUUGUAGAUUGGAGAAGUUCAGGAGAUUCACUUGCUUGGUGAUUUCAGGAAAUAACACACUUGCGGUCCUUGGUGCAGGGCUUGAGCUCGUGACGUGACCCGAAGCCCGAAAUCCAGCCUCGACUCGACAGGGAACUCAAGCCGCCACACCAGAGAGCUCAGAACCUGUGAGCAUGAGAGACUGCAAGACUGGAAAGAAGUCAUCACAACCAUAUUUCCAUCCUUCUCUUACUUAUCCAUGUCACCAAGUUUAGUAUAGGAUGUACACCAAGAGUUAGCCAUAGCCACAACGCAGAAGUCAAGUCAAUCUGAUCGUUAGAGACAUCAUUAUUCACGUACCCACCAGAGAUGAGACCGAUUCAAUGUCAUUUCCACAAAUAUACCAGUGACUACAAAUAGAAGGUGGCAUGGUCAAACAAACUGUAACAAUUAUAAAUCAACACGAAUACACAAUCUUAAACUUGUUAAGUUAACUUGUUUUUAUCAGGCGGUUAGACAAAAUAGGAAGGGUGGUGGGUUAGCAGUUACUGUCUCCUCAAAGUUGCAGCACCAAAAAAAUAAAAUACAUUAAAUUAAAAUAAAAUAAAAUCACAUUAUGGAGGAAUUUCAGUCUGGCUUUAGAGCUCAUCACAGUACAGGAAACUGCCCUUACAAAAAUAAUUAGUUAUGCCAGAAUAAACUCUGAUCAAAAAUAAGGUCUCAAUUCUACUUCAGUAACACUUUAUUUCGUAAUUAAA